This is a messenger RNA of Impatiens glandulifera, 875 nucleotides long. RefSeq lists its product as uncharacterized. The record is from RefSeq and is a predicted model, not a curated record. NCBI's taxonomy places the organism in Eukaryota, Viridiplantae, Streptophyta, Magnoliopsida, Ericales, Balsaminaceae. The transcript is spliced from 4 exons. Bases 120 to 755 code for a protein of 211 amino acids.
AAGACUUCACCGCUACCAUCACUUCUUUCCUCUCUAUCGUCUCCCAAACUCCCAAACGCAAAUGAAACAUUCUCAAUGAUUCCAUAAAUUCAAAACCUUCUUAGAAACAAAACCCGAACAUGGCUUCCUUUCAGAUUCUUAAAUCCAACUUGUCUCCUUCAUCAUUUUCUCAAUCAGAUUCUCACAAUCCACAUCUCGUUCGAAAACAAUUUCUGGGUUAUCAAGCUAAUAAUAAGAGGGCUAGUCGGAGAUUAAGGAUUUUUUGUACCCACCAAGAAAGUGACAAGCAAAAUAAUGGUGAAGAACCACCAGAGUCAUUGUUUAUGAAGGAAUUGAAGAGACGUGGUAUGAAUUCAAGUUCUUUGUUUGAAGAAAGCAAUAAGACUAGUUAUGGAGAUGAAGAAUUGAAAUUCAGGGAAGAAGAUGGAAAUUACUUUAAACAAAAUGUUAUGUCUACUGAUUAUGGAAGAAACUUAUCUAAUCAGAGAGAGCAAUCCAUGGCACUUAAUAGUGAAGGACUUGAGGGUCUCAUUCCAAGGGCUAAAGUUUUGCUAUCUAUUGGAGGAACCUUUUUCCUAGCAUUCGGGCCAUUGAUCAUCUUGACAGUUGCUAUUUUCUUUGGUCUCUAUCUUUACUUUGGAACGGCAUUCAUCCAUGAUGCAAGCUCAACGCCUAUAACACCACCACAAUACAUCGACCCGUAUGCUCUAUUGGAGGAGCAAAGGAUAUCGGAAAUGGUUCGUCGUCUGAACUGAGAAAAAAAAGAAAAAACCAACUGGAAGUUCUCAUCAAGGUUAAAAGGUUGUUGUUUUCAGCUAUUUCUCUUUUGGAUAUAUACUUUUACUUGUAUAAAUGCAAAGUUAGUAUUUACUUUA